CUCUUGCAGAUUUUUGGAUCGAAAAAGGGUAUACCCAUUUAUACUGCAAACAGAUUACAACGUUUUGCCCUUAUUCUGCAACUUUAUGAUUUUGAUAUCGAAUACAUCCGCACCGAUAAUUUUGGAAAUGCUGAUCUACUGUCUAGGCUCAUCAGAACGCGAUCUCAGCCGGAAGAAGAAUACGUCGUAGCGACCAUUGAGUUGGAAAAGGAUGUACGAUCGGUCGCUGUAAAUUCAUUAAGCUCGCUUCCGCUAAACUUCCAGGACGUCGUAUCACACACCCAAGCAGACAGCGUAUUGCGUAGUGUUUAUCGCUACAUUCAACGAGGGUGGCCGCAGCUUUCAGUUCUGGGACAGGAGUUGGCUCGUUACUACCACAGGAGAGAGUCGUUGUCAACGGUAGACGGAAGUAUUUUGUUUGGAGAAAGACUAGUCAUACCGAGAAGGCUGCGGGAGAGAUGUUUGGAGCAGUUCCAUCGCGGGCAUCCAGGUGUGCAACGGAUGAAGGCACUUGCCCGCAGUUACGUGUAUUGGCCGUCCAUGGAUCAGGAGAUAGCUGAAUGCGUUGGUGCCUGUUCAGCAUGCGCAGCAGCAGCCAAGUCGCCGCCACAUGAGAACCCAGUGCCAUGGGUCAAGUCAACUUUGCCGUGGGAGAGAGUACACAUCGACUAUGCGGGUCCUAUCGACGGGGACUAUUUCCUAAUAGUAGUCGACGCUUGUACUAAAUGGCCGGAGAUCAUAAGAACAACAAGUAUCACGACGUCGACAACGGUUGCUAUCCUGCGUGGUCUAUUCGCUAGAUUCGGAAUGCCGACCACCUUGGUCACGGAUAACGGAACUCAAUUCACCAGCGAAGCAUUCCAAGAGUUCUGCAAGGCGAACGGGGUGGAUCACAAAAGGACAGCUGCUUUUCAUCCUCAGUCAAAUGGGCAGGCUGAGCGAUUUGUCGACACAUUUAAAAGAGCUCUGGACGACUCCAAACGCGCAGCUAGAAGACAGGAAAACACCGGCAGAAAAGAUGUUCGGAAGAGUCCUGCGAACAAGCUUCGAACUGCUGCGCCCUCCGACGAAGAUGCCUCAACAGUCUGCUGAACGCGCAAGAAGUUUUGAACCGAACGACAUGGUGUACGCAAAGGUGUAUAGGCGUAAUACGUGGAUCUGGGUUCCGGCAGUUGUUGUUAAAAGAUGUGGGAGUGUAAUGUAUCUAGUCAAAAGCGAUAACCAACGAGUUUUUAGAAGCCAUGUUAAUCAGUUGCGUCGAAGGGUUAUCGCUCGUGAUCGUGGGUUGGUGGACAGCGAUCAUCGCUUACCAUUGGAUGUCCUGCUGGAUUCCUGGAGUUUAUCGUCAUCGUCAUCACCAUCUGUGUCAUCGUCUUCGUCAUCGUCAUCACCAUCUGUGUCAUCGUCUUCGUCAUCGUCAUCAUCGUCUACGUCAUUGUCAUCGUCUUCGUCAUCACCGUCAUCAUUGUCAUCGUCUUCGUUAUCACCAUCAUCGUCUUCGACAUCACCAUCAUCGUCUGCGUCAUCGUCUUCGUCAUCGCCAUCAUCAUCAUCGUCUUCGUCUUCGUCAUCACCAUCAUCAUCUGCGACUUGGAUAUCGGCUAACUCAUCGUCAUCACAAACAGUGCCGUUACAAACUGCGUCGAAGAUUCCAUUACAACAGCAAACGAUAUCCUCGCCGCCUCCUGCUGAAUGUCAACGAAGCGGUGAUCAUCAGGAAGCAGAGCCGGUACCUCCACCUCGCCGCUCUUCGAGGAUUAGAAGAGUUCCGCGAUGGUUCAACGGGUAUCAGCUAUCUUGAAGGGGGAGAUGUUGCGUACGCAGAUGGAUGUCGCACGACAUGGCUCUCCGGGUUGCUCGCGUCGCGCGACAACAUGCGGAGGUGUGCGUGUCAGGUGCGUAAGAGAGGUCAACGCGGGUCACAGCGAACAGCUGACGUGUCCUGCGUCGCUCGGGGACAGUGUGUCGAUAGCGAGCAACGGGUUAACAGCCAAAGUCGGGCAAGCGGGUUUUAACGUGUAAUAAAUGUUCGUUUAAGUUUUAAAGUGUA
Messenger RNA from Anopheles stephensi (Asian malaria mosquito), 2050 nucleotides. RefSeq names its product probable glycosidase CRH2. Bases 926 to 1801 code for a protein of 291 amino acids. The transcript has 2 exons. The record is from RefSeq and is a predicted model, not a curated record. NCBI's taxonomy places the organism in Eukaryota, Metazoa, Arthropoda, Insecta, Diptera, Culicidae.